AUGGGCGCGCUGGAGCGGACGGGAAUCCUCAGCAUCUAUGCCGUGCCGAAACAAUUGCAACUGCGCUGGGGCGGCCACCUCGUGCGGAUGGACGACGAGCGGUUACCCAAAGGACUCUUCUAUGGAGAUGUCGCGACGGGUUCAGGCCGACAAAGAGGUCAAGUCCGGCGCUACAAGGACACCCUGAAGACUUCCCUGAGACUCCUGAAAAUCAACCCGGCCAACUGGGAAGAUCUCACCCAGGACCGAUCUACGUGA
This is a messenger RNA of Spirometra erinaceieuropaei, 258 nucleotides long. Lineage: Eukaryota; Metazoa; Platyhelminthes; Cestoda; Diphyllobothriidea; Diphyllobothriidae. The record is from the annotation of a GenBank genome assembly.